Camellia sinensis is the source of this 1001-nucleotide messenger RNA. NCBI's taxonomy places the organism in Eukaryota, Viridiplantae, Streptophyta, Magnoliopsida, Ericales, Theaceae. The record is from RefSeq and is a predicted model, not a curated record.
UCUCCCAUACUUUCUCUCUCUAAAACUCUCUCUCUCUCUACAGAAGUAACGCCAAGAAGAUGUGCGGCGGUGCUAUCAUCUCCGACUUCGUCCCAGCCCACUGCGGCCGGAAACUGAUGACGGACGACCUCUGGUCGGAGCUCGAUCCGUUCUCCGAUCACUUCGGUCUGGACCUUUCAAGUUCAAAUCAGUCGGAGAAGAAGACCAAAUCUCGCAAGCCGAAGCAACUCAACAAAGGGACGAGCGAGAAAGCUGAGGGGACGAAAAGUGAGACUCAGAGGACUCGAAAGAACGCGUACAGAGGAAUCAGGCAAAGGCCAUGGGGGAAGUGGGCGGCUGAGAUUCGCGAUCCUCAUAAAGGCGUCCGAGUCUGGCUCGGAACCUACAACACGGCUGAGGAAGCAGCCAGAGCCUACGACGAGGCCGCCAAACGUAUCCGCGGUGAUAAGGCCAAGCUCAACUUUGCUCAAUCACCGCCACCGCUGCCGCCACCGGCUAAGAGGCAGUGCGUCAUCCCCGAGUCGACUCAGAUUAACAAUCAAUUCAUGGAUUUUGGGUUCCAACCCCAACAACCCUAUUGCCCGAACCCAAUGGCUGAUGAAUUUGAGUUCAAGGAGCAGAUCUCCAGCUUGGAAUCGUUCCUGGGUUUGGACUCUGAGCCAACUCAGUUCGAGGGAUUCGAUGAGUCGGACUCAGUUGAUCUGUGGAUGCUUGACGACCUUGCAAUGACUCAUCUUCAGCCCCGUCUCUUCUAAAUCAACUAAAAAUAGGCUCUCUGUUUGUUUGUGUCAUGUUUCAGAGUUUGUAAUGCAUACUUUAUGUCUGUGUAUGUUAUUGCAUAAUCAGGGGUAUCACACACACAUAUAUAUAUAUAUGAUGCAUCAUAUGACAUAUAUAUUCUAUAUAUAUAUAUCAAUAAGGUACCCAUGUUUGUAUUCAAUGAUCCAUGUUGUCCUCUUUCGUGUUUAAUUUUGUGUGAUCAUGUUUGUGUUUGUGUAGGA